Molecule: messenger RNA, 3354 nt
Organism: Priapulus caudatus
Lineage: Eukaryota; Metazoa; Priapulida; Priapulimorpha; Priapulimorphida; Priapulidae
Product: MICOS complex subunit Mic60-like
Exons: 14
Coding region: 37-2223 (728 amino acids)
Biological process (GO): cristae formation
Cellular component (GO): MICOS complex
Source: RefSeq, a predicted model, not a curated record
CGUUAUUACGCAUUUCAACCUGCCACCCCUGCGAUAAUGCGUAUGUCCGCCCUUCGCCACGGCCAUGCUCGUGAUUGCCGGUUUUUGAGAGACAUCACGAUGUGGAAAGCUGGCAGUGAAAUACAUGUCAGACUGAGGGUCGGACAAUGCCGAUAUCAGGCUGCGAGGCUCACAUCUACCCAGCCUGCUGCGACCCCAAAACAACCAGAGGGAGGCCCAGCUAAGCCUGCAGCUUCUGGUACAGGCCCGAAAGCACCUCCUCCUCCUCCACCCCCGCCCCCAAGACGAGGAUGGGGUGGCACAGUUUUCAAACUGUUUGGCGUGACACUGGUUGGCAUGGGAGGAGUCGUUGGAUAUGCCUGGCAUGACCCCAAGUUCAGGAGUGAGCUGGAGAACAAUGUUCCUUACUCCAAGGAAGCACUCAGCCAAAUUCUGAGCCAGCUUGGUUUAGAGGAAGACUCUUCAGGUGCACAGCAAGCCUCAAGUAGCAAGGCCCUGGAUGUCCUGCCCAGCUUCGCCAAGAAGUCUCUACCUGAUGCGUCGGGCUCAGUUCCUGCUGGUAAGUCACAAGUGGCCGUGCAAGCCACUCGCGAGGACGCAGCUAAAUCGGACAUGGAGAAGAAGCGUAAGUGGGAAGAGGAGCAAAUCACUCGGAAGCUGGCCGAGAGGGAAGCGGAGAUUGCUGCGGAAAAUGCAGCGCUCGAGGUGAUGGCUAACGAGCUCGUUGCUAAGAGCGAGAACGUGACAGACACGGCGAUGGAGGCGCAUCGCGUCGCUGCAGAUGCUCUGAAGCAACACACCCAGCUGCUGAAGACUGCCAUGGAGAGAACCAAGGGAGCGGACAAGAACGCGCAGUGGCAGAUGGUGACCUUUUCUGCGGAAGCUAAGGGUCAGGCCGUGAAGAGAGCUGACCUAGUCACGGAACAAGCCAGGGUGAUUCUUGGGAAGUUGAAGACGGUGCUGACUGAGGGGAAGCAGCAUCGAGAUACGGCUCGCAACCCUCACCUCAUCCCAGCAUCCGACUCUCUGUACAGGAUGGAGCGACAGCUAAACGCAACCGAAGCAGAGUUUGAAGCUGCGAGGACAGAAUCUGCAAUCAUGGCCGAGUACAGGGACUUAGUGGAACAGGGCAGGAAGCAAUUCCAGAAGGAACUGGAUAGCAUCUUACCUGAUGUAAAGCCGGGCAGGAAAGGUAAGAAGUUGACGGAGGAUGAGCUGAAUUCAUUGAUUGCCCACGCCCACCUGCGCGUCGAACAGCUCCAGGGUCAACUGUUCGAUCAACAGGUGAGGCAGAGACACCUGAUGGAGACUGCGGUGACUCACCAGAAACGCGACGACGCAACGAUGUAUAGUAAACAGCUAAGCCAAGAGAUGGAAAAGAGAAACCAAGAAUUUGAGGAGGAAAAGAAACGAAUGAUGGUGGAAGCGAGGGUCGACUUUGAGGCGGAGCUUCGGCAGCAGCUGCGCCGCCAGGCGGCAGCACACAGCGAUCACCUGACGGACGUGGUUCGCGUUCAACGGCGGGAGUUUGAGGAGCGAUUCGAUCGGCGGCUGGAGAAGGAGGUGGCGAUGAUCCGUGACGACAUGCAGAGUGAGAUGACGGCAGCAAUGGCGCGCCUGCGUCGGGCGGACGCCGAGCUGCAGGCGCGCAUGUCGCAGGAGAUGUGGCUCGCGUGCCAGGCCCUCAAUGCCGCGCUCCGCGACGACCGCCUCAAGCCGCUCGCCGGCGAAUUCGUCGCGAUCCAGGACGCGGGCGGCGAUCACGCGUUCGUGCGCGCUCUCGUCGCCGCCGUCCCCGAAGAGGCGCUCCGCCGCGGCGUCUACACCCAGGGGGAGCUGUGCGAGCGGUUCGCGCGCGUGAAGCGUGUGUGCCGGCGCGCGGCGAUGAUCGGCGACGACGGAGGCUCGCUCGCGCGCCGCGCGCUCUCCUACGCGCAGUCGUUCUUCGUCCUCGAACCCCGCGCCGACGGCGACGACGAGGUCGUCGAUCCGGAGGACGCGAACGCCUUCCGCAUGCUGUCGCGCGCGGAGCGCCGGCUGGAGGCGGGGGAUCUGGAGACGGCGGUGCGGCUGAUGAACCUGCUUCGCGGAGAGCCGCGCCGCGUCGCCGAGGACUGGAUGCGCGAGGCGCGGCUGACGCUCGAGACGAGGCAGGUGGCGCAGCUGCUGCAGGCGCACGCGGCGUCCGCGGGAGUCGACGCGCUGAGGCAGCAGCAGCCGUAACCGUCGCAAUGGGCUGAGGCAGCAGCAGCUGUGGCCGUAGCGACGGGCUGAGGCAGCAGCAGCCAUAACCGUGGCGACGCGCCGAGGCAGCAGCCGUAGCCGUAGCGACGGGCUGAGGCAGCAGCAGCCGUAGCCGUGGCGACGGGCUGAGGCAGUAGCAGCCGUAGCCGUGGAGACGGGUUGAGGCAGCAGCAGCCAUAGGAGCAGUAGCCAUUGGAAGGGUGGAUCCAUUCCUGGCCAUUGGAAGGAUGGACCCAUUUUCUGCCAUUGGGAGGGUGGAUUCAUUCUCUGCCAUUGGGGAGGGUAGCCCCAUCCUUAGUGCGUGGGUGGGUCAGUAGUAGGAAAUACAGAUACCGCUCACAUGAUUCCGCUAGUCGGAUCUAGAGUGUGUGUGAGUUUGGUAGGCGUUAAACGCGGUGAGCGGUGACUGUCAGGAUUGAGCUGCAUGUAGUUAAAGCAUCUUGCCACGAGUGCACGUCGCAUGCACCAACUUAUCACAAACACUAUAUACGUAGGUGCUUCGAUUUGCAUUAGCUGUUAAGCUAGUUUGCGUUUCGACUCGGGAAGUUGAAAUGUGUGUCUUCGUUGAAGCGCUGGCAGGCAUUGAAUGUUGAACGGGAUUUAGUGAAGUGUUGCACCGGGUCGUGAUAGUCGUGCUUUGCCAUUGCGUCGUUGUUUUGUAUCGGAACUAUUUACAACGUUUUCGCGAUUUCAUUCUGGUUGCGAGCGCCUUUCAAUUUUCUGGUUUGCAAUUAAGUAUGGUGAUUCUUCUACUUGUCGUUGGUACACAAUCCUGCAAUCUGAUAGGAAAAAAUUGCUUUUCACGUAUUGAGAGUGUUGUCCACUGAUAAAUGUAAAGCGUACUAGUGUGUCUCAUUGCUUUAAGUUCACAACGUUAUUUCUUUAACCGCAAUCGUACUGUUAGGUAUCACAGUGUCAGUGAUGAGCGAAGUAGGGUGUUGCUGAUAAACCUAAGAUUAGAGCAUACUAACUAAGCUAAACGUACUCAACUCUGUCAGCUAUAUUUACUGCUAUCACUCGGCGAUAAAACGCAAGCACUGAGAGAAAUGUUCACAUAGGAUGGGAUAUGUGCAAGUGAGAAAUGAAAAUAAAAACGGAAUUGUUACAGUA